Helicoverpa armigera (cotton bollworm) is the source of this 2206-nucleotide messenger RNA. It is a transcript of the gene PTPMT1, whose product is annotated as phosphatidylglycerophosphatase and protein-tyrosine phosphatase 1. Bases 103 to 696 code for a protein of 197 amino acids. Gene Ontology annotation, biological process: protein dephosphorylation. Lineage: Eukaryota; Metazoa; Arthropoda; Insecta; Lepidoptera; Noctuidae. The record is from RefSeq and is a predicted model, not a curated record. The transcript is spliced from 6 exons. Gene Ontology annotation, molecular function: protein tyrosine/serine/threonine phosphatase activity; phosphatidylinositol-4,5-bisphosphate 5-phosphatase activity; phosphatidylglycerophosphatase activity.
CUGUGUCAUUAGUGUCAACGUCAUUGUCAAUCACGCAAGUCGAGGAGGAGGACCCAAACAGAAAUUAAAAUUCAAUCCCCACCACGGAAUUCAGCUUUCACCAUGGCCACUGCAAUGUUCGCGCGGGUGACGUUCUAUCCCACCUUAUUAUACAAUGUGGUCAUGGAAAAGGUGACCAGCAGACGCUGGUACGACCGAAUGGAUGACACCGUAAUCCUAGGAGCAUUACCUUUCCAAAAUAUGACUAAACAGUUAAAGGAUGAGGAAAACAUGAAAGGUGUAGUUUCAAUGAAUGAGACAUAUGAGUUGAAAAUAUUCUCCAACGAUGCAGAGAAAUGGCGGGAGCAAGGCGUGGAAUUUCUUCAGCUAGCCACAACAGACAUAUUUGAAGCGCCCGACCAGGACAAACUGUAUGAGGGCGUCACUUUUAUAAAUAGGUUUCUUCCAGCAGACCGCAAGCUGUCAGGAGUGCCGACAGACAACGAGCAGAUCAACAGCGGCUCCGUGUACGUGCACUGCAAGGCGGGGAGAACACGCAGCGCCACGCUUGUAGGCUGCUAUCUUAUGAUGAAAAAUGGCUGGUCUCCCGAAGAAGCCGUGAAGUACAUGCGGUCCCGGCGGCCCCACAUCCUUCUGCACACGAAGCAGUGGGAGGCGCUAGACAUAUUCCAUAGACAACACGUCACCAGGACAUGAGGUGACGUAACACCAUAAAUUAAUAUAACCUGCCUGUUAUAUAUUAGGUAGAUUAAAGGUCGUAGCAUCCGUAUUAAUUUGGAAAGGGAUCGUGGCAGUAUGAAACUCGAAUAGCUUCAUCCUGCGGUUUAACCCGCGUCGCGAAGUAACUUUUUCUUUUACAUGGGUAAAAGUAGGCUGUAGGUAUAUUAUUCUGACACAAGCUAUGUUUAGUGUAACUUUCCUUAUUGAUAUGUAUGCUACGACCCUAAUAUAGAUAAUAUUGACAUUAUACUGCCCUAUGAUAUAAACUUCCAGAAUUGUAUUUGGAUGUAGCUUGAAUAUUUAAUCUGUGUUUCACAGUAUAUUUGUAUAAUAUGGGCCGCCUCAGUAAUACCUCACAACUGUAAUUCGCAUAAUAAUAACGUUACGUUAUCGUUAAUAUUACCUCUAUAAAUUAUAAGCAAUAUGAAUGACAUUUACAAUCCAACUUUUGUGGUAUUUUUUAAAUAUUUAUUUGUACUUACGGAAGUGGGUACAAACUUGUAGCCGGACGACAUUCACCGAUACCAAAAUGGUUACCUCCAAUGUUAAAUAAAUAUAGAUUUAUUUUAAACGACAAACUAUACAGUUCAUUUAUAAAAUAUAUGUACGACAGCACAUCAACUUACCUAAAAUUUCUUCAAUCGAUUUUGAACCUUAUCACAAUAAAGGAAGGUUGAUGUUCGAUUGGUAAAAUUUGACAGAUAUGGGUAAGUGGAUCUGCUGGCGUUGUACUUUCUAAAAUAUGGCGCUCAAAAAAGUACAUUAUAAGACAAAUACAGUUUUCAUAUUGAAACCUGUAUAUUCAACAGGCACGCUUAUUUUUUCAUACAGAAGUACAAAUUGUUGGUGCAGCACGACUUUUUUUAGAGGAGUCAUGUCAUCCAUGUUACCCCUUGUCUAUGCUCCUUUAAAAGAAAUCUUGCGAGUGCUGUAAAAUCCAUUAAGUACAUUCUAUUUUUACCAUGAAUACGUGUAUCUUAAAAUAUACUUUUAAAACAAAAUUAUGUUAUUUCGUUACCACACCUAACUAGGUCUCGAGUUCAUGAGGGUAUAAUUUAACUACAGUUUUCGCCAACUAACUUUGCGUUUCUGUUGUUAGUCAUUUCAUGCUUUAUGCAUGCGUAGUAGUAAUCUGUUAAUAGAUCUUUUGAACUGUGAAAUCAAUAGUAGCCAUGUUCGGACCAGAUCUGCUCGAACAAUUGAGCAAGCUAUUCAUUGGCUAACUUCACAAAUGAAAAGAUAAUUGGCGCGAACCGAGUUCUGAGUGUUCAAACGUAACUUAAUUUUCAAUAUUGUUAUUUAAAAUGUUAAAUGAAGAGGCUUUUGAUCAGACAAAAGUUGUUUUAGUUAGACAAUUUUAUUGUAUAGUAAUAAAUAACAAAAUAUUAGCGCAAAUUAAUGAUAAUCUACAAUGUAGUUUAUUUAUUUUUGUAUAAAAUAAUAAUGUAUAUUUGGACGAUUAAAAUAUAUUAUUGUUUUAAGUAAA